AUGUCUCUAAAUUCUAUAUUACAAAUCCUUGUUGUUGUCAAACUGAAUGAUCAAAUUGUGAUACCCCGUGCUGGGUCCUCAAAACUAGGCCAUUUGCAAGAAGUUCCUGCAGAGCGCCAUAAAGCUCCAUUGCCAAAGGCAGCCGCAGCAGCAGCGGUAGCAGCCAUUUACUGCGCCGCAACGUCGACGUCAGCGUCGCUGCUGACUGUAAAGUACGGUCUACCAAUCUUGCUAUUGGCGCUGGCUCUGUGCGUCGGUUGCUCUCAUGGAGCGCGUCGUCUGCGCAAGAAGCCAAAGGUCUACAAUGCCCUAAUCACCACGGACGACAAUCUGACCUCGAGUCGGGCAUAUCCUGUCAUACAACCCACAAUACACGAACCGGGCUAUGCACCCUUUGGACCCUAUAAUCCCUUUGGCUUCUACAGUCCACCACUGGUGAGAUUUGGGCAGCCUUUGGUGCCUGGACUGGCGCCUAAUGAGCGGCUACCGUAUCCUCUGCCAACUGGUAGUCAAUACCCGCCCAUCUACACGUCCUACGAUCCCAAUCAGCCCAGCAUUGUGCCCGCAGAACGGCAACCGGCGCCACAACCAGAGUUGGCACCUCAAUCUCCGACAGCAGACGAUUCAGAGCCCAAGGAGAUUAUGGCCAAGGAUCAGUUACCUCUGCCGCUUAACGAACAGGGUCUGCCGCCUGUUCUGAUUCCACUGAAUUCCCAGUACAAUAACCAGGCCAUGCAUUUGCCGCCCUAUGCCUACAAUCAAUAUCCGGUGAUCUAUGACCAGGCGGGAUUUGUUCGCCAGCGAGAGAAUUAUCUGCCGCCCUACGAUUACUACCCUAGCCAGGGUUAUCCAACGCGUAGUCCGGCACCCACUGCACCACCAAUGCAGCCAGUGCAGCCUCCGCAGCCUCCACAGCCGGAGGUGCAACCACUGCCUCUGGACAACUUGGAUUCCACGCCCAGCUUUGAUGACAUCAAAAAUGGCUCCGAGAACAAGAAUAGCGAUGUGCCCGACGUACCGCCUCCUCCAAUACCUUCCGGUCCAAAGCGCCCCAGGACGACAGACAAUUAAGGCGUUAAGUAGCAUUAUGGGUUUUAUCCCAUUCAAAGUAUACACGUAUUUAUUACCAUUUUUUCUUAAGCAUUUCGAUUUGAUGUCGUUUUACCCAUAAGUUUAGUAAGUGUUCAUCAAAGAUAAUAAAUAAAAUAAAAUAA
This is a messenger RNA of Drosophila innubila, 1214 nucleotides long. Its product is annotated as proline-rich receptor-like protein kinase PERK9. The record is from RefSeq and is a predicted model, not a curated record. The transcript has 3 exons. NCBI's taxonomy places the organism in Eukaryota, Metazoa, Arthropoda, Insecta, Diptera, Drosophilidae. The coding region runs from base 1 to 1071 and encodes 356 amino acids.